AUGUGGAAGUUGUGGACCAUAAACAUACCUGAUAGCAAUGAAAGUUGUAGAACGGAAGCAGAUUACUGGGUUACAUAUGUAGAUAGUGAAAAUCAGGGGUUACGGCGACCCCACAAACCAUCCCUCCCUUUCGCACACAAAUCCCAAAGAGGCGGCAGCCUUUCCUCGGGCCAAGUCGUGCAGGCCCGAUACCGGCCGUUGGUCGAGAAGCAGCUCGAGAAACUGGACUCGGGACGCGUCCAGGGUAACACAAGCGACACACCCCCACGCUUGAAAAAAGUCUCACACGAGCGCUUGGAUUUUUUGGGCUGUUUGGAUGUGCUGAUGGCCCACAGAUACACGCGCGAAUCCUCCCCAGCCGACACUAUAUGCCUCCCGCUUGAAGUCAAGGAGGCUGACAGCUGGCAGCCUGACUUGGGGAGACCUCACGAGCUCAUCGCCUGUGUAAAGAAAGAAAUCCUCACUAAGUUUCUACGAUUAUGCACAUAA
Molecule: messenger RNA, 489 nt
Organism: Striga asiatica
Lineage: Eukaryota; Viridiplantae; Streptophyta; Magnoliopsida; Lamiales; Orobanchaceae
Source: the annotation of a GenBank genome assembly